UCGUUGCCCAGUCACAAGUCCAUAAAAAUUUACCGUCUAUGCACUGCGUAUAAUUUAUGGCCGCGAUUCGUUCUCUUUUCUCCAACGCCUUUCUUUUUUUGCGGACCACCUUUUGGCAAUUGUUGAAUGCAGCCGCAAAAUAUGCCAUGAUUUUUUUCGCCAUCUAGCAUGUGUUAGCUGCCAGACAUAUGUGUUAGUGUUCCGGGCAAGCUGCCAAAAAUAAUAAAAUCACAUUCCUAUGCCAGACGACUCCACAUAAGCGGCGGAUCCUGCAGCCAGGACGAAGGAUUUCGGAACUGCAAGAUAACGAGGUGGCUGAACAUCAGAAACGACUGAACAUUUUCAAAUAGAAACAGAAAUAAUAACAGCAGCAAGGGGCUUAAACAAAAGCCAAACAUAAGCAAAGCCACACAGAAAGAGCAGUAUAUGUUCAUAUUGGAAAAACAAACAAUCCGGAUACAAGAAGAAGCUGCUGGAAAAAUAAACGAAACUAAAUUAAAUUUUCUACAGGCCACACAUUGAAUUUUCAUGCAACGAAAUGAGUUUAUUAGAGCCUCCUUGUCUAGUCUUGGGAAAAGCGCUGCUUUUGGGAGCGUUGCUGCUGGCAGUGCUUGCCACACCCCUUUUGGCCACAAGCGGCUUACGGGUGCCCACAUUCCUGCUGGAACCCGCUCCCCGGCUGCUCUUCGGCAACGACACGGGCGCCCAGGUGAGCUGCACCGCCCACGGCACUCCGCCGCCCCUCGUGUCCUGGGUCCUGCGCGACGGAUCACUCGCCACCCAGGUGCCGGGCCUCAGGAAAAUAUCAGGCAACGGCACACUGCACUUCCCACCGUUUCUGGCGCAAUAUUAUCGCACGGAUGUGCACGAGGCCACCUACAGAUGUCGGGCGAGCAACGAGGCGGGCACCGUCCUGAGUCGCAAUGUUCAGGUGCAGGCAGUGGUGCGUCGUCAAUUCCAUGUGCACGUGGAAAACACUGAAGUCUAUUUGGGAAAUUCGGCGUUGAUUAAGUGCGCCAUUCCCGAAUAUGUGCGUCCCUAUGUGCGCGUGGCCAGUUGGCAUCGAGGCGAGGAGAUACUGCUGCCGGAUCUGUCGGAUGUCGCGGGUCGCUAUGUGGUCCUGGCCGCCUCCGGGGAUCUCUAUGUGCGGUCCGUUCGGUCCGAGGAUGGUCUGAUGAAGUUCAGCUGCCUGGUGACAAAUACACUGAAUGGCGAACGGCAGCGCAGCGAUGCGGUAAUGCUUCAGGUCAAAGAGCUUAGCAAGAAUCUGGCGCCUCGCACCACCCAAAAACCGGUGAUGGAGAUUCACGUGGAGCGUGGCAACGAUGUUCAUCUGCCGUGCAAUAUCCAGGGCAAUCCAUUCCCCAUAUUUACCUGGUAUCGUGUUUCCGACUCGGCAGCCCUCUAUCCCAUACCCUCGUCACAAAGAGUGAUACUUUCGCGCACAUUGCUGCUCAUCAAAAAUGCUGACGAACGCGAUGCGGGCAAGUGGAUUUGCCAGGCCUCGAAUCAGUUUGGGGAGCAGCGCAUAGAGAUUCGACUCAGUGUCAAUUCGUAUGUGUCCGUGCAUAUAUUGCCGCAAGUUCAAAUUGUCAAUUCGGGCGGAACGGCAAAUUUCAAUUGUACGACAACGGGUUCAGCGAUCGAUGCCAUCGACUGGCUGCACAACGGCAAACCGCUGCAGGCGAAUAAUGCACUCACCACCGGCAGGGAUAACAUACGGUUCCUGUCGAAGAGCUCGCUGCUGGUGCAAAAUGUCGGACGACGCGACCGCGGCGUCUAUCAGUGUCUCGUGGAAAAUCAACGCGCCAGUGCCCAGGCGAUGGCUGAGCUGAAGUUGGGCGACACUGUGCCGGAAUUGAUUUACACCUUCAUUGAGCAGAACGUGCGUCCCGGGCCAUUAAUAUCGCUUAAGUGCUCCGCCAGCGGCUCACCGCCACCGCAAUUCGCCUGGCUGCUGGACUCGCAGCCCAUCAUGGACGUAUCGCUGCAUCAUCGGUUUGCGAUCGGGCAAUUUGUCGAUAUGUCCGGCGAUGUGAUAAGCCAUUUAAAUAUCUCGCACGUGCGACCCGACGACGGGGGUCUCUACAAGUGCGUGGCCAGCAACUCGAUGGGCAGCGUUCUGCACUCGGCCAGGUUGAAUGUUUACGGACCUCCAUAUGUGAGAGCCAUUGGACCGAUUAAAGCCGUUGCCGGCGAGGAUAUAAUUGUGCACUGUCCGUUUGCCGGUUAUCCCAUCGACCAAAUUAGAUGGGAGAAGGCGCAUCAGGAAUUGACAACGAGCAACCACUACGAACUGGCUUCGGUGGCCGACGGAGGGCAGCUGGUCAUCAAGAAUGUGGAGCCGGGUCGGGAUCAAGGGAUAUACACGUGCAUCGUGAGGAGUCGAGCGGGGGAGGAGGCUCGCAGGGACAUGCAGCUGAAUGUGAACAGUCCGCCCGUCAUCGAGCCCUUCAAGUUCCCCAAGAACCUGCAGGAGGGCGGACGGGCCCAAAUCACCUGUGCGGUCUCCUCCGGCGACAUGCCCAUCUACUUCAGCUGGAAGAAGGACGACAGCUCCAUCCCGAGCAGUUUGCAGAUUACCGAGAAGAAGGAGGAGUUCUAUUCGCUGCUGGUCUUUAAGGAUAUCAGUGCGAAGCACAGUGGCAAGUACACCUGCUAUGCCAGCAACGCCGCUGCCAAGGUGAACUACACGGCUGAGCUGCAGGUGCGAGUGGCUCCUCGCUGGAGCUACGAGCCCAUGGAUACGGCCAUUAUGCUGGGCAACACAAUAUCGAUAAAUUGCGAGGCGGAAGGAUAUCCGAUUCCAGCUAUUACCUGGUUCAAAGGGCAGGGCAAAGGGUCGAAGGACUUUAAGCCCCUGAGUAUGCGUAAUCACUCACUGCUGUUAAAUCUGGCAACGGAUAAUGAUGAGGGCUAUUAUAUGUGUCAGGCCACCAAUGAAAUCGGGACAGGUCUUAAAAAAACAAUUCGAAUCAAUGUGAAUGAACCCGCCCGUUUCGAACAGUCCGCCCGAAAUGUCAGCUCCCGCCGCAACGAUCCCGUGACCUUGGAUUGCCAUGCCAAGGGCGACGAACCCAUCACAAUUGGCUGGACCCAGAACAAUGGACGCAUCGAUCUGAAUAACUAUCGCUUUAGCAUAGCCGAGAUGAAAACGGAGAAGGGUGUGGACUCUCAUCUAACCAUUGGUCACUCGGAUCGCCACGACUCCGGGGUGUACCGAUGUAUAGCAGAGAAUCCUUAUGGACGAGCGGAGCAGAUCGUUUUCCUGGCGGUGCAGGAGCGACCAGAUACACCCUCAAAUCUGGACCUCUUCGAGGUCGGUUCGCGUACAGUGAAGCUUAGCUGGCGGCGACCCUUCGACGGCAACUCACCGGUGCUUAGCUAUCUGGUGCAGUAUCAGGCUCUCAAAUACCUCCAAUCGCAUGGGACUUCGGGUGCGGGAGGAGGGGAUUGGAAUGGACAGAACGUCAUCAACGUCAGCUUGCCAUCGACAAGCAUUAGUCGCAGCUAUGACAGCGACCUGCGGGAGAGCGCCAUUGUGGCGGGUCUGACCCCAGCGACCACCUUCCUGAUUCGCAUGCAGGCCAUUAACGAGAUCGAGCGGAGUGCUUACACCGAGGCCAUUGUGCUCAAGACCCAGGAGGAGGCGCCCACCGAGGCCCCGUCGAAUGUCCAGGUGCAGACGGGCGGCGAAAGCGAACUGAUUGUCACCUGGCAGAUCCCGCCGCGUGAGUCUUGGAACGGGGAGCUCAUCGGGUACACAGUAAACUGCAGCGAGGAGAAGCAGAACAUAAACUUCAUCAGCGUGGUGAACAACUCGCUGAAAUCAACGAUUGUCAGCGGAUGGGCGACCACCAAGGCGACUUUGAGGAGUCUUCGCAAGUACACCCGCUAUGCGGUCACAAUCCGGGCGAUGAAUAGCUUUGGUUCCGGUCCGUGGAGUGCGGCCAUCUUCGGAACGACGGCCGAGGGAGUUCCCGAGGCAGCGCCCCAGAACGUCAACUGCACCGCCCUGUCGUCGCAGAGUCUGAAGAUUUCGUGGAUGGAGCCACCGCUCCAGUUCCACGGCGGCAUCAUACAGGGCUAUAAAAUUUUAUAUCGCCCGAUUGUGCAUCAAAUUGAUUUCCCCGCCAAACUGGAGAUCAAGCGCACCUCGAACCUGGAGACCUACCUGCAUACGCUGCACAAGGCCAGCAACUACUCCAUCCGGGUGCUGGCCUACACGGCCACUGGAGAUGGCUUGGCCAGUCAUCCACUUUUCUGCCAGACGGACGACGACGUGCCCGAUGCACCGGCGUCCAUUAAGGCAGCAGCCCUGACGGCAGAUUCGAUUUUGAUUUCAUGGCUCACGCCGAAAAAUCGCAACGGGAUCAUUUCGCACUACACGGUUUAUGCGAGGGAGGCGGGUCGCAAGGGCCAGGCCAAAACUCACAUGGUGCGUGUCGACGAGAACGGGUAUCCGGUGAUAUUCGAGGCACGCAGCCUGGCCGAGAAUCAAAUGUACGAGUUCUGGGUGUCGGCGUCCACAUCCGUGGGCGAAGGUGAGCCCACAUCUGUGAUCGCCCAGGCCACCAAUACGCGAGCUCCUGCUCGAAUCGCAUCCUUUGGUCAGAUUGUGCGCAAGGCCGUGGGCACUGGAUUGGUGCUGGAAUGCCUGGCUGUGGGGAAUCCCACGCCCCGUGCCCGCUGGCUGACCCGUGAUCGCCCUGUAACAUUCAGUCCCUUCUAUGAGGUGACCAACGAGGGAAACCUGAAGAUUCACCGAGUCGAAGGCAGUCUGUCCGGAAAUUAUACGUGCACGGCGAACAAUCUGUUCGGUAGUGACGAGAUCCAGUACCAGGUGAUUGCGAUGAAGCCACCGGCCGCACCGCAAAUCAUCGUGCAGUACGCUUCCGCCGACAGCAUUCGCGUGAGCUGGGAUGCCCCCGACGAUGGGGGAGCUCCGCUCCAGGGAUACUCCAUAUCGUACCACACGGCCGGCGAGAGUUGGUCCAGCACCGAGCUACUGCCCGAGAAUAAUGCCUUCACGAUCUCGGGAUUGAAGUGCGGAAAUCAGUACAUUAUAAAAAUGUCCGCGCACAAUAUGGUCGGCUCUGGGGUGGCCAGCGAGGAAAUUAAUGUCUGGACCAAGGGCAAAGCCUCUCAGGCCCCGAACGGCAACGAACUAAUUGCCACAAAUGCGACGUGCGUGAAUUUGAAGCUGUCAUCGUGGCACAACGGCGGCUGCAGCAUUCAUCAUUUCUCCAUCGAGCACCGACCGCUGGGCGACAUACGGUGGACAGUUGUCACAUCGGAUAUUUCGAACGCCGAGGAAAACCGUGAAAAUUUAAUAUUCUGCGACUUUCUGCCGGCGAAGUGGUAUCAGCUGCGAAUCUCCGCCACCAACGAUGCGGGAAAAACGACGGAGCAUUAUCAUUUCAGCACGACGAACAUCGAUGGCAUCACCAUUCCGCCACCAUCGGUUUUCCCCUCGGAAAACGAUUUGAUGAACAAUCUGAUAAACGCAACAAAUCCGACCAGCGGUGAUUGGUUCGCGACGCUAAUUGUCGUCGUCAUCAUCACCGUUUCCAUCAUAACGAUCGCCCUGACCAUCAAACACCGACGCACCUUGUGUGGACCCAUCGCCGAGGGCUACGAAUCCAGGACUUUGCCGGGUGACUACAAGGAGGACCAUGAAAAUCGGCGCAAUCAGCAGGUGUACAGCGCCUCGCCGGUUAAGACAGUGGACAAGGGCAACGAGUCAGAAAUGUACGAGAUUUCGCCAUAUGCUACGUUCAGUGUGAAUGGCGGACGGACAGGAGCUCCGGCCAAGACGCCCACACGUGCCGUGGCCGCCCAAACGCCCCUCGAUUACACCAUGCAGUUCAAGACUUUCGGGCAUCCAGAGGGAGAGAACCUGAACGCCACCGCCUAUCCACUGCUGCCCAGCUCAGGAUUUGGGCACGUGAAGAGCAAGUCCAGCUGGCACAAACAGCGCUACUACAACACGGAGGAUGAGUCCACGCUGAGCAAGUCGAUGACGAUAGUGGCCGGUUCGCAGGCGGGACACUCGAAGAAAUCCAAUGGAGGGCGGAGCACCAAGAGCAGCGGCGCCUGCAGCGGAGUGGUGGCCGGUUCGGAAUCGGAUACGAGCAUCAGUCCCAGCACCGAGUUCUCCAACAUGCCCACCUACCGAGUGCCCUGCAAGUCGUCGCGCAGCAGCGAUGGUCGUGCGGUCGUAGAUAUGUUUCGACCAGAUUCCAGCACCGAGUCCAAUAAUGACCAGGGAUCGCCGGGGCCCGAGCGUCGCCACAACACCCCCCGCCAUGUCCUUGGAAUGGGCAUGGCCAUGGGAUUGGGCGGCGGCGGAGGCGGUGGCGGUGGAGGGGGAGGGGCUCCCGGCGAGAAGCGGAGCGCCGGUCAGCGAAGCCGGAAGCACGGAAGCGCCGCACAACAGCCCAGCAACCAAACGUUGGAGCGAAGAAAGUGCCCUGGUAGUAGCAACAGUUUAGACAGUGAGGUCGAUGCGGAGACCGCGGCCUCCCUGGCCGCCUCCAUAGCCGCGAUGGCGGGGGCGGGGGUCGACCUUUCCGGCGGAUUCCGACCGCCGGCCGGAUUCCACGACGGCCGGGAGCCGGGCGACCAGAGCGACUGCGAGCGGGAGCAGCGGGCACUGGAUCUGGAGGUGCAGCGCGUGAUGGAGAGUACCGGGGAAGCUCAGCUGGCCAAGAUGGACCGCGAGGAGUUGACCUCACUGUUGGCAAGGUAUCACGAGAAGAAGGAACAGGAGCGGCAAGAGUACACGAUACACGUAUAAUAGUACUCACUGUGCUUGACAGUGACACUCUGAGAAAUACACACACGAUGACACACGAACUGUGGCAUUUAAAUGCAUUUAGUUAAGAUCUUAAGUGUUGUUCAAUAAGUGUAAACAAUUAGCACGUUCAUGGGGCUGCCAUUUGCCAAAUAAAAUUAAUUGUAAAUAAUUAACUUUCUGUUUAUAGGGAUAAUAUCCAUUUAUUUUCUGAACUUCUGCUUAUAAAUUCAUAAUAAUUAUUGUUAAAUACGCAGUUUUACAAAUUUUAUACCAUUUAUUGUAAAUUUCGCACCCUUAAUAAGUAAUGUUUUUAUGACUGAUAAAUAAUUCAAUAUAUUAUUUGUUUGCAAAUAAAAGCCCGCAUGAACGUGGUAGUCGAGAAAAUUAGUUUGUAAGAUGGCACCCAAAGUUCUCGCAUACUUGAUCGAGAAAAUUAAAGACUAUAUCUAGAGACUUUAUCUUUAAAGAUCCAACUGACUAUUGAUGCUCCCAACUUAUGUUGCUAGCGAUUUCGAUUGAUAUUGAAGAUUAUAAUCGUUACGAGACGAGUUGAACAGUAUUUACUAGCUAGUAAUACUAUCAAUAUAUAUACACAUAUAUGUAAUUCAAUUUGUUGUGAUAAAUUAAACUGUUCUGAAGUACACGUUGAUGCAAAAAACAUGUCAGGUUAAUGAACUGCGUAACUCGAUUGACACUUUCGGAGCACUCAUAAAUGCUGUUUAUUUCAUCGAUGUCAUUGCGUUUUUUCAUUUUUCUUUGCAUUUAUUGGAAAAGUAAUCAUUAUGGAAUUUAAUUAAAAGUAGAUAAUCAGCAAUUAAAUUGUAUUGCCACCAUAGGUAAAAUAGAUACAUACGAAAUACAACUAAAUUAAUAUAUGAGCGGAGAUGAAAUGCGGCAGAGACCGAAAACCAAAUACGGCAAAUUAAUUAAAUAAAAGAAG
Messenger RNA from Drosophila rhopaloa, 7739 nucleotides. RefSeq names its product Down syndrome cell adhesion molecule-like protein Dscam2 (gene Dscam3). The transcript has 34 exons. The record is from RefSeq and is a predicted model, not a curated record. NCBI's taxonomy places the organism in Eukaryota, Metazoa, Arthropoda, Insecta, Diptera, Drosophilidae. Bases 539 to 6799 code for a protein of 2086 amino acids. Gene Ontology annotation, cellular component: plasma membrane; axon. Gene Ontology annotation, biological process: axon guidance; cell-cell adhesion. Gene Ontology annotation, molecular function: protein binding.